Exophiala bonariae is the source of this 747-nucleotide messenger RNA. RefSeq lists its product as uncharacterized. Gene Ontology annotation, cellular component: PAM complex, Tim23 associated import motor. Gene Ontology annotation, biological process: protein import into mitochondrial matrix. The transcript has a single exon. The record is from RefSeq and is a predicted model, not a curated record. Bases 1 to 747 code for a protein of 248 amino acids. Lineage: Eukaryota; Fungi; Ascomycota; Eurotiomycetes; Chaetothyriales; Herpotrichiellaceae.
AUGGCUGCAACCUCUUCCAAGCUGGGUUUGCAAGCCUCCCAAGCAGGUUCGCUUCGAAGCUAUCCCCAAAUCCGCACCACAAUACCCAAACGCCAAAUGUCAUCAGCAAUUAUCUCACGGAGACCUCGUGCUCCUUCACAUCUUCUUCAAGCCUCGAGUCUAGCGCUGCUUGCUACAAAUCCUGCACGGUCAACCCCACCUCCAUCAUUCUUCGCUCCUUCUGUGAGCAGAUCCCGAAAUGCUUCUACCACUUCCAAAUCUGACCCAAGGUCGGAUGUUCUUGACUGGAAUACAUUCUUCAACCUCCGAACAUCUCGUCGAAGGUACGCUCUGACCUCAUCGAUCAUCACAUCGGCCGGCUCCACCACUGCUGCCAUUGUAGCCUUCUCGGAGAUCCCAGACCUAGCCAAUACUGUUCAAUCCAUCAUUCCUACAGAUCCUUUUGUGAGUAUGGGAGUUGCCACCUUUGGUGCCACAUUCUUUGGCUGGCUCAUUGGCCCGGCUUUCGGAAAUACAGUCUGGAGACUUCUCCAUCGCAGCCGACUGCCUGAAUUUACCAUCAAAGAGAAGGCUUUCUUCGAGAGGAUAAAAAAGCACCGGGUCAACCCCAGUGGAGCCAGUACAAACAAUCCAGUCCCUGAUUUCUAUGGUGAGAAAGUCGGCAGCGUAGCAGGCUACAGACGAUGGUUGAAAGAUCAGAGAGCUUUCAACAGGAAGAGAGGAGGAUCAUAUCCCACCAAGGUCUAA